AUGAAAUUAUUGCCAAUAAGAGCCAGAGCAACCGAGGGCAGCCCGCAGGCCUGCGAGCUGUUCUUCAUAGACAGGACAAAGUUCUCGUCAGAAUACUUUUCCAAAAGCGUGCUUCCGCUGCUCCCAGGAAUAGACAAAGAAGAGUACGAAUCUCAAAUAGAAACCCCAGCAAUAAGGAUGCACACAGAUAUAGCAACACAGGUUACGAAGUACACAGCAGACAUAGAGAAGUUCGCACACCUCUACAGGAGCGCCAAAAUAAACCUGCACAUCGACUUCAAAGUGCCCAAUUAUCUGUGGAUAGAGGACCGGGUGUGCUUCACUCUGCCAAUAAAAAACGAGCCAGAGAUAUACGCCAAAGACCUGUUCCGGGUCUACUCAAUCCCAGAGGGAGAGCUUUUCGUCAUCUUCUCUUUCUACCUCAGAGAAAACAUCCUGGGCUACAUAAAAGAGUGCAUAGUCAAUAAGGAAGUGCCAGACAAGCCAGACUUCCAGCAAGAGCAGCCUCUUGUCCAUACUUCAGAGAUAGACAAGCUGAACCAAAGCCUUCUGAGCUACGAGUCCUUUGGCAGGGUGGUCGUGCUCAAAGAAAUAGUCGAAAGAAAAAGAAAAAAGAAACAGUACACAGCAAAUAUGCCAUCUCCACAUUCCCCUAUUUUUGGGAAAUAA
Nematocida minor is the source of this 669-nucleotide messenger RNA. RefSeq lists its product as uncharacterized. Lineage: Eukaryota; Fungi; Microsporidia. The coding region runs from base 1 to 669 and encodes 222 amino acids. The transcript has a single exon. The record is from RefSeq and is a predicted model, not a curated record.